Messenger RNA from Zea mays, 2084 nucleotides. RefSeq lists its product as uncharacterized. The record is from RefSeq and is marked predicted. NCBI's taxonomy places the organism in Eukaryota, Viridiplantae, Streptophyta, Magnoliopsida, Poales, Poaceae.
CACGGCCGCACACACCAGACACCACCACCACUCGCAAGUCUCUUCGCCGUCUCGCCGAGUUAUUAGAAGGCGGGGAAAAAAAUCAACUCGAACGGGCGGGUGGCAACCAACCACCAAGCGGCGAGGGCGAUGGCGGCGUCCUCGCCGCGGAAGCGGCUCCCUGCUGCGCGCCUCAUCUUCGCCCUCCUCCUGAUGUCCUCCGUGCUGCCGCGGGACGCCGGGGCGGUGGAACUGGGGCUGAAGCUGCCCUUCAGUCCGGGGGACGUGCUCCCCGUCCUGCCGCGGCAGGUGGCGUGGCCCGUCAUGAACACGCUCCACAGCGCCGUCGACCUACUGCCGUCCUUCGUCGCCGCCGUGGCGCCCGGGGCGCCGGCGCCGGCGGCCUGGAAAGGCGCGUGCUUCUCGGAGAACGAGGCCGCUAUCGAGCUCACGCCCGGGGACCGCAACGGGACCGACGUCGGCGGUGCCGUACUGCGCCUCAAGACUGCUUCAGCUCAUAGUUGGGCAUGCAUGGAUCUCUACGUUUUUGCAACACCAUAUAGGAUAACAUGGGACUAUUAUUUUGCUGCUCGGGAGCACACUUUGGAGAUUAAAUCAUGGGAGGAAGAAGCGGAAUUGAAAUAUGUGAAGGAGCAUGGCAUUUCUAUUUUUCUCAUGCCAUCUGGAAUGCUCGGAACUUUGCUAUCUUUGAUUGAUGUCCUGCCUUUGUUUUCAAACACUGCCUGGGGCCAACAUUCCAACCUAGCCUUUUUAGAGAAGCAUAUGGGAGCCUCAUUUGAGAAACGAACCCAACCUUGGGUUGCUAACAUUAGAAAGGAGGAUAUACAAUCUGGUGACUUUUUGGCUUUAUCAAAGAUUCGAGGACGAUGGGGUGGGUUUGAGACAUUAGAGAAAUGGGUGACUGGUGCAUUUGCUGGGCAUACCUCGGUUUGCUUAAAAGACGAGAAGGGUGAUCUUUGGGUUGCAGAGUCAGGCUAUGAAAACGAGAAGGGAGAAGAAAUCAUUGCUAUAGUUCCUUGGGAUGAAUGGUGGGCCAUGGCUCUCAAGGAUGAAUCAAAUCCUCAGAUAGCCCUGCUUCCUUUGCACCCUGAUGUGCGUGCCAGAUUCAACGAAAGUGCUGCAUGGGAAUAUGCCCGGAGCAUGGUUGGAAAUCCUUAUGGCUACCAUAACAUGAUAUUUAGCUGGAUCGAUACAAUAGGAGAUAAUUAUCCACCUCCUCUUGAUGCUAACCUGGUAAUGGCAGUUAUGUCAAUGUGGACUAGAUUGCAGCCAGUUUAUGCUGCAAACAUGUGGAAUGAAGCCCUAAACAAACGACUUGGCACUGAGGAUUUCGACCUUCAGGGGAUCAUUAUGGAGAUUGAAAGACGUGGAAUGUCUUUUGAUCAGUUGCUCACCAUACCCGAGCAAGACGAAUGGGUGUACAGUGAUGGUAAAUCAACUACUUGUGUCGCCUUCAUUCUUGCAAUGUACAAGGAGGCUGGAAUAUUCACCCCUUUCUCGGAGUCGAUCCAGGUCACCGAGUUCACUAUUCGUGACGCAUACAUGCUCAAGAUAUUUGAAGACAACCCGGCAAGGCUUCCAGGUUGGUGCAACGCAGGCACGGACAAGCUUCCCUUUUGCCAGAUUCUCGGAGAGUACAGAAUGGAGCUACCAGAGUACAACACGAUUGAACCUUAUGCGAAAAUGAACGAGAACUGUCCGUCCUUGCCCCCAACGUACAAACGACCCGCACGCUGCUGACUACGAGAUUGUCUACUAUGUAUCUUUCUGCAGCUGCUGCCUUUACACAGUGGCAUUAGAGUGUUGUUGCUAUGUUCUGUAAAUAAAAGACACUAUAUAUAUAGGUGCUUGGUAGAUGGUAGUUCUUACCAGUAAUGUAGCUGCGAUGUAUUCAGGUUCACGGUUUUCAGUCGAUCAGUUCUGAAGCCACGGCGUCGGCGACCAAUAUGAAGGUUAGGAUUUGUCAGCUCCGGAAAGUUGCUUAUAUGUAUCAAUGUAUGUAUGUAGGCAACAUUAUGGCUUGGUCAUAAAUUGUGAACUCCGUCAAGAAAUAAAUCUAUAAUGCAACGUCAGGUGAUUCUGAU